UAAAUUAACUCUUACAAUUUCAAUUGUCACUUUAUCAACCACAUAUUGUUUAAUUUUUAAGUUUUGCACUCAUCAAGAAGCAAAAAUAAGUUAGCUUUUGGGAAAAUGGAAUCUUGUUAUUUCACUGUAACAAAGCCAUCAUCAUCAUCUUCAACUAUUCUGAAUUUUCAGGGUGUUUCAUCUUUUGGUGGAAGAUCGUCUCAGAAAUCCUUAGGUGCCCCAUCUUAUCUUUCCUGGCCAUUAUCUAGACCUGAAAAGAAACAUCAAAAUUUUGUUUACAGGCAGAAGACGUUUAAGGGUGCCAUAUUGGCAGAAGCUGGAAAACAAGGUUGGGAUUUUGGCAGAUUUAUAAAGACAUUGUAUUUUUUUAAUGGCCCUCCUUCCCCUGCAAAGUUUUUUGAAUCACUGAUUGAGAAACUAACUGGUCCAUCACCUAGUAAACCAGUUAACUCGAUGGAUUCUUCUGGAAUUACCCUGGUAACUGGAGCCACUGGUGGUGUUGGGAGAAGAGUGGUGGACGUAUUACGCAACAAAAAAUUGUCUGUCCGAGUACUCGUCAGAAAUGAAGAGAAGGCAAGAAGAAUGCUUGGUGAAGAUGUUGACCUGGUUGUUGGAGAUGUUACCAAAGCAAGCACUCUGCUUCCUGAGUACUUCAAAGGAGUAACGAGCGUAAUUAAUGCUGUUUCUGCCAUUGUUGGCCCGAAGGAAGGGGAUACCCCUGACAGGGAAAAAUACAGUCAGGGAAUCAAGUUCUUUGAACCCGAGAUUAAAGGUGACUCACCUGAAAUGGUGGAGUACAUUGGAAUGAAGAAUUUAAUAAAUGCUGUUAAAGAAAAUGUUUGCCUUCGCACAGGAAAACUACUAUUUGGAUAUGAAGGUAAUUCAUUUAAAGAACUUCCUUGGGGGGCUUUGGAUGAUGUUGUGAUGGGUGGAGUGAGUCAAAGUACAUUCCAGAUAGAUCUAACUGGUGGGGAAAAUGGUGGACCAACAGGACUCUUCAAAGGUAUUGUUACCACUGCUAACAACGGGGGGUUUGCCAGUAUUAGGACAAAGAACUUUUCUGAACCCGAAGACCUUUCUGCUUAUGAUGGUUUAGAGUUGCGCCUUAAAGGUGAUGGCCGUCGUUAUAAGCUUAUUGUUCGCACUAGCAGUGAUUGGGAUACUGUGGGUUAUACAUCAAUCUUUGAUACCGUUGAGGGUUGGCAAUUGGUUCGUUUGCCUUUUUCUUCUUUGAGGCCUAUAUUCCGUGCACGAACCGUACUAGAUGCAUCGCCUUUUGACCCCAGUCAAAUCACAUCAUUACAGCUUAUGUUCAGCAAAUUCGAAUCUGAUGGUAAACUGAAUCCAACAUUCAAAGAAGGUCCCUUUGAACUUCCUGUAUCAUGCAUUCAAGCUUAUCUUAAAGAUCCCAUUACUCCCAGGUUUGUACAUGUGAGUUCUGCUGGUGUAACUAGACCAGAAAGACCAGGAAUUGAUUUAAGCAAACAGCCUCCAGCUGUGCGAUUGAACAAGGAAUUGGGCUUCAUCCUGACAUUCAAGUUAAAGGGGGAGGAUGAGAUUCGAGAAUCUGGGAUACCAUAUACAAUAGUCAGGCCUUGUGCCUUAACUGAGGAGCCUGCAGGAGCUGAUCUCAUUUUCGAUCAAGGCGACAAUAUCACGGGGAAGAUAUCCCGUGAAGAAGUUGCUCGAAUAUGUGUGGCAGCUCUGAAAAGUCCCUAUGCAUGUGACAAAACAUUUGAGGUUAAAAGUGUCAUUCCAUUUAGUGAGCCGUACACAGUGGAUCCAGAAAACCCUCCUCCGGAGAAAGAUUACAAUGAAUACUUCAAGACUCUGAAAGAUGGCAUCACUGGGAAAGAAAGCCUAGAGAAAACACCUAUCUCUGUAUAAUGACCUAGCAUGCUGCACCUGUUGUUCACUAGUUGAUAUUGCUAUGCAUAUGUUAGCAGAUUACAAUGUUUACAAGCUGCAACGACAUUAUUAACAGAAGAAGGUAGUGCUUUGGGGUUUUGUGACCUGAACCUAGAAAUUAAAACUCAGAUGAGGUGUGUUGUAUGGUUCAUCCCCAACUCCCCCUAAAAGUAAGAAACUAAGGUAAUCUGAUCUUUAUGGUCCAAAAGGCAGAAGAGAGGUGUGUUUUUUGUACAUAUUUUUAGCUGGCAUAAGUCCAGUCUCAUAUUGAAAUAAAUAAUAGAAUGUCUACCAACUACCAUAAAUAUG
Molecule: messenger RNA, 2217 nt
Organism: Solanum tuberosum (potato)
Lineage: Eukaryota; Viridiplantae; Streptophyta; Magnoliopsida; Solanales; Solanaceae
Exons: 17
Coding region: 106-1887 (593 amino acids)
Source: RefSeq, a predicted model, not a curated record